AGCCAGCUGGUCCAGUCAAAAGUCACUGCCACUCUUCUGAUCCCAGUGUUAUCAGGGGCAUCCGAUUCUGCUAUUGCCCCAGUCAUCGCACUGCUGCCAUGUACACCAUAACCAGAGGGCCCAGCAAGCUAACCACCCAGAGGAGAACAGGCCCCAAGCAGCAGAUUGACAGCAAACUGCAAGAACUGAAGAACAAGCAGCAGCUUCUCAUCCCCAAUACACCUAACGGCUGGGACUCCCCUCCAAGUGCACCUCCAAAACUCGUAUUUAACCGUGUAAAUGGUAAGAGGACGCAGACGCCAGGCACUGAACUAGAAAGAGAGGUGUACACGAUGGCACACGAAGAGAACGUCAGAUUCAUACACCAAGCUUGGCAAGACGUAAAACAUCAGAUGGAGGAGCCACAGCAGAACGAAUGUACCCCCCAGCAAUAUCAAGAUCAGAGCCCCGACACCCCUCUUAAAAACUUCGUUCCUAUAGAUCUCGAUGAGUGGUGGGCAGAACGCUUCUUAGCCAACAUUGAGAACUGCGCUUGAGAGCCAUGUUUUUUUUUCCUGUAGUGGGAUACGCAAAAGCUCGUCCCCCCCUAUAGGAUAAUUGUGGUCGUUGUUCACAGACUCAUUGCACUUUUUUCCCCCUAGCGGGAAGGCUAAGCUGUGCUCAGAAGAAGAAGGCACUACAGAGACAUUUACCCCUCUCCUGGUGCUGCUGAGGAUUCCUCCUGUCUGAAUAAGCAGAUGAGGACACAGAACCCUUUAUGUGCUGGCAUAGAAUCAGCAGCGGCAAUUUUCCGUCUCAGGAGCCUGGAUUUCUAUUGGAUGACUGACAUUGCACAGCAUGACAUGGUACUGGUUACCAUUAUGGAAGCCCAAGUAAAAUAUGGCACUCUGAUUUUCCAACCAAUAGGGAUGGAUUUUGUACCAUUAACAGCAGAAAACUCUGCCUUUAUACAAUGGACUCCAGAGCACUAAGCAGCAGUGAUGCAGGGGUGCAUCGCUUGGUACCAAAACUAUUGUACCCACAUGUGGCACUGCUCCAGUCUAUUCCCAGAUGCAGAGAUCCAUCUUUCUAACUCAGAGUCUGUGCCACAGCCUACCCCAUAAUGCCCAUGUCAGGUAGUUUUUUUGAGUGAGAAGAAAUUAAAUACGAAUGUCAAACAACAUGGCCCCAAAAUGAAGUCCAGGGAAACUCUCCUUCCGUCCCCCCUUUUUUAUGGGAGGGUUCUGUACAGAGUGGGAAAUGUCUAUUUUUCUAAAUAAAGUUGGUUUUUGCCUCACAGUCAGGCAGAAGAGUA
Molecule: messenger RNA, 1294 nt
Organism: Xenopus tropicalis (tropical clawed frog)
Lineage: Eukaryota; Metazoa; Chordata; Amphibia; Anura; Pipidae
Gene: mcrip2
Product: MAPK regulated corepressor interacting protein 2
Exons: 5
Coding region: 99-536 (145 amino acids)
Cellular component (GO): nucleus; cytoplasmic stress granule
Source: RefSeq, a predicted model, not a curated record